AUGAUAAGAGCAGGACGUGGGUGCUGUAACAUGCCGUGCGAGAGCUGCGCCGUGCAGUUUAGUGUAUUUAGACGAAAGAGGGCCUGCUCCGAAUGCGAGCGAUACUAUUGUGGAGGAUGCCUUCGACGUGGUGGAGGAACUAUGUGUGCUCCCUGCCGGGUGCUGUCCACUCGACCCCUCUCACGCCAAACAAUAACGCAUCUAAAAGUUCGAGACUUGCAGUGCUUCUUACAGCGCCAAAACGUCUCCACUCGAGGAUGUGUCGAAAAGGAAGAGCUGGUGAGUUUGUGUGUGUCACACGUGAACAGUGCGGCAUACAAGCGUCGCGGGUCCCGUGCGGGUGCCUUCAGCUCCCUGAAAGGCCUCACCAAUAACAUCAAUGACUUCCUGAACUCCGCCUUCGACAUACGCGCGCCUCAAAGUGCCCCGCCGCCUGCUCGCAGUGAGAUACUGCUCCUCUUGAGCAGCUGUUUCAAUGCCACGCAUGUGCACACAUCACCUAGUGGGCCACAACCUGGAUUCAACAUUGAUGACCGACGCUUCACACCCACACCAGGCGGUGAACGUGACGUGCGCCCCCCGGUGCCCGAGGAGCCUCCUGAGCCCCCCGAGGCGGGAGGGGUUUCGCGCAGCGCUUCGGCUGAGAGCGCGCGCGUCGACACGGCCGACUGUUUCGAGAUCGAGGACCUGGACGAUGCCGGCUGGGAGUUCGUUGCCCCACCAGCGGAGCCCCUGCCCAAUGAUUCCGAAAUACUCCUGACUGCAAAUGAGGCAGCGCUGCGAUCGCCCGUGGUGGACGUUAGGGCCCCCGAAGAAACGCUCGGCGACGGGGCGCGGGAGGGGGCGCGCAGGCUCGGGGACCCUUCCCUGGGAACCCCCCAGCGAGCGGCCUCCGAGCUGGAGCUUCACCGGCCACCGGCAGAGGGCGCCGAUGCGGACUCCGGCAGCCUCCAGGAUGAACCACUAAUGAACCAUGGUCCCGCCACGCCGCAGCACAUAAGCCUGGAGCGGCUGAGCGAGGCGGAGCUCGGCUCGCUGAGCGUGCGCCAGCUGAAGGAGCUGCUGCGGCGCAACCGCGUCGAGUUCCGCGGCUGCCUCGAGCGCGCCGACCUGCUGCAGCGGGCGCGCACGCUCUGGCGCGAGCACGCGCGCGCCCACGCAGACAUCGACAGCCUGCCGAUCGAGGAGUGCUGCAAGAUCUGCAUGGCGGCGCCGCUGGAGUGCGUGCUGCUGGAGUGCGGCCACAUCGCCGCGUGCACCGGCUGCGCCAAGCAGCUGGCCGAGUGCCCCAUCUGCCGCCAGUACGUGGUGCGCGCCGUGCGCUUCUUCCGCUCC
This is a messenger RNA of Iphiclides podalirius (scarce swallowtail), 1335 nucleotides long. The record is from the annotation of a GenBank genome assembly. Lineage: Eukaryota; Metazoa; Arthropoda; Insecta; Lepidoptera; Papilionidae.